UGCCGACUGGAAAGUACAAGCUCACCCCUUUAUAAAGCGCACCGCAUCAGUGAGGUGAUCAACUUCGAGGCACAUCUGAUCAUCAAUCAACAUGAAGCCCUUCUGCACCUUCGUCGCCUGCCUUGUGCUCUUCGCUUGCUGCUCACUGGCUCGCAGUGAAUUCAGCCAGGGUCCAGACAAGUGCUGCUUUUCUUUUUCCAAUGUGAAAAUCCCACUGAAGCAGGUUGAGAGUUAUCAUACCACACAUCUUGAAUGCCACAGGAGCGGUAUCAUUAUCAUCACCAAAGCUCAAAGAGAGAUCUGCGCUGACACGUCAGAGAGAUGGGUUCAGAGACUGAUGAACCUGGUGGAUAAUCGAACCAUGAAGGAGAUUUCUCAGAGCAGCUCUGGGGACAGCGAAUAAGACGUGAACCGCUCUUCCCUUUUUAAACUACUGAAAACAAAAAUAAAAUUCAAACUGAUUUUAAGCUGAUUUUAUUUAAAAGUAAUAAUAUGUAUCCAGCUGCUUAUUGCUGUUGAUCAAUUAAAAAGACUGUGACAUAUAUUCAGACAUAUUCAAAGCGUGGAACUGUAAUCUAAACAUGUAAUCUCUUUAUUUUUUUAUUUCUAUAUGCAAAAUAAAGAUUAUAGAAAGACA
Messenger RNA from Puntigrus tetrazona (Sumatra barb), 637 nucleotides. RefSeq names its product C-C motif chemokine 8-like. Gene Ontology annotation, molecular function: CCR chemokine receptor binding; chemokine activity. The coding region runs from base 92 to 403 and encodes 103 amino acids. The record is from RefSeq and is a predicted model, not a curated record. Lineage: Eukaryota; Metazoa; Chordata; Actinopteri; Cypriniformes; Cyprinidae. Gene Ontology annotation, biological process: chemokine-mediated signaling pathway; G protein-coupled receptor signaling pathway; cellular response to type II interferon. The transcript is spliced from 3 exons. Gene Ontology annotation, cellular component: extracellular region.